Messenger RNA from Brachypodium distachyon (stiff brome), 3174 nucleotides. Its product is annotated as kinesin-like protein KIN-14H. The transcript is spliced from 17 exons. The record is from RefSeq and is a predicted model, not a curated record. Gene Ontology annotation, molecular function: microtubule motor activity; microtubule binding; ATP binding. Gene Ontology annotation, biological process: microtubule-based movement. The coding region runs from base 397 to 2763 and encodes 788 amino acids. NCBI's taxonomy places the organism in Eukaryota, Viridiplantae, Streptophyta, Magnoliopsida, Poales, Poaceae.
UUCGAAAUAGCUCCGCCGCCUCGUCCCUUUCUGCCUCCCCCCUUCCUUCUCCGAGCUUAUCGGGCUUCUCGCUCAGAUCCGAGCACACGGCCGCGAGAAAUCGAAGUAAUCCCUGGCGUGUGGGAUUGCUCCGAGCGAGCUCGCCGUUUAGCCUCGAUCCAGAUUGCGCGGUUUUGUCGGCGGCGCUUCCAAGCCACGCCGUCCCACGAGAGAUUGAUUCUUCUGCCUUCGAGUUCACUCCACCCCGUCCCAAGAAAGCUCCCCUUUCCCCCUCACCACCAACCACCACCACCACCACCGCUGAGGAGAGAUCGACCGAACACUGACUGACUGACUGACUGACUGACUAUUAGCCCCCUAAUCCCCCACUAGUAAUAAUCCCCCCACCCUCCGCCCAUGGCGUCUUCCCUCACGCCGCGCAGCCCUUACCCGAAGGAGAACUUGGGGAACGUGCGGCGGGGGAUGGGGUUCAAGGUGGCGCCGCGCCGCAACGUGCUGUCGGCAAUCAACAACGACGGGGUGAACGGCGAGCCGGCAAUGGCGCCGUCGGAAGGUGGCAGCGUCGGGGAGGUGCCGACCGCGCCUGCGGUUGAGUUCAGCGGCAGGGAGGAUGUGGAGCGGCUUCUUAAUGAAAAGAUGAAGGGGAAGUCCAAGAACGACUACAAGGGGAGAACGGAGCAGAUGAGUGAGUACAUCAAGAGGCUGAGAGCCUGCAUCCGGUGGUACGUGGAGCUGGAGGACGGCUACUUGGCCGAGCAGGAGAAGCUAAGGGGGUCGAUUGAUGCAGAGAAUACAAGGCAUGCAGAGUUCGAAAUGCAGCUCAGUUCUGCGAUUGAAGAGCUGAAUGCUACAAACUCAGACAUGAUAAGACGGUGUGCCUCGCUGGAGGAGAGCUUGGACAAAGAGAUGGCCGACAAGUUGAUUGCUGUAGAGUCUUAUGAGAAGGAAAGACAUGAAAGGGAAUCAGCUGAGGCUUCACGGGAUGUACUGACGGUUGACCUCGAAAGAGUCACUCAUGAGGCUAAACGGUUUAGUGAGCAGUUAAAAAUGGUCCAAGACACGAACAAAAGGCUUCUAGAAUACAACACUAGCUUGCAGCAAUACAACAGCAAUCUUCAAGCUGAUACCACAAAGAAUGGCGAGAUUAUUUCAAAACUGCAAAAAGAGAAGAGUGCAAUGAUGGAAGCCAUGACUAAUCUAAAAGAAACUAACAACUCAAUGAAGAACCAGUUGGAUUCUUCAAUGACUUCUCAGAAAGAAGCAAUUAGAGUGAAAGAGGAUCUUAGAAAAGAAGUUGAGUGUCUCAGGACUGAGUUGCAGCAAGUUAGAGAUGACCGUGAUCAAUCAGUUGCUCAACUAAAUAGCUUGAGUGCAGAACUUGCUAUUUACAGCGAACAGGCUGGAAAGUCUUCAAAAGAAUGUGAAGUUUUGCGCGUUAAAGUGCUAGCCUUUGAGGAAACAUGCAAUUCACAGCAAGAACAGAUUCAGACAUUGCAGAAGCAGCUUGCAGUUGCAACUGAGAAGCUGAAGCAUGCUGAUGUGACUGCAAUUGAGGCGAUGACAGGAUAUGAAGCACAGAAGGAGAAAAUAAAAGAUCUUGAAGAGCGUUUGGCGUAUGCAGAGUUCAAAAUUAUUGAAGCCGACAAGCUACGAAAGAAACUUCACAAUACCAUUCUGGAACUAAAAGGGAAUAUCAGAGUAUUUUGUAGGGUUCGGCCACUUCUGUCUGAUGGUGAUUCUAAUAGUCAGGACGAAGCCAUGAUUUCGUAUCCAACAUCAGUGGAAAAUGCUGGACGUGGUAUUGAUUUAAUGAACCAAGGUCAGAAAGUUUCUUUCUCAUAUGACAAGGUUUUCAAUCAUGGUGCUUCGCAAGAAGACGUGUUUGUGGAAAUGUCACAGCUAGUUCAAAGUGCACUUGAUGGAUAUAAGGUAUGCAUAUUUGCAUAUGGGCAAACUGGGUCUGGUAAAACUUAUACAAUGAUGGGUAAACCAGGCCGUGAUCAGAAAGGCAUUAUACCUCGUUCUUUGGAGCAAAUUUUCAAGACUAGCCAAUCUCUAGAAUCUCAAGGAUGGAAAUAUUGUAUGCAGGCAUCAAUGUUAGAAAUAUAUAAUGAGACAAUCCGUGACUUGUUAGCACCAGGCCGCUCCAACAAUGUGGAGAUGUCUGCAAGCAAACAAUAUACAAUAAAGCACGAUGCACAUGGAAACACAACAGUCUCCGAACUUACAAUUGCUGAUGUUUUCAGUACUGCUGAUGUGACGUCUCUUCUAGAGAAAGCAUCCCAUAGCAGGUCUGUCGGUAAGACCCAAAUGAAUGAGCAAUCUUCUCGGAGCCAUUUUGUGUUCACUCUAAAGAUAUUUGGAUCAAAUGAGAGUACCGGCCAACAAGUACAAGGUGUCCUUAACUUGAUUGAUUUAGCUGGGAGUGAGCGUCUUGCUAAAAGUGGUUCAACGGGUGAUCGCUUGAAAGAAACUCAGGCAAUCAAUAAAAGCCUGUCAGCCCUUAGCGAUGUCAUCUUUGCAAUCGCGAAAAACGAUGACCAUGUGCCCUUCAGGAACUCGAAACUUACAUACCUCUUGCAGCCUUGCCUCGGCGGAGACUCGAAGACGCUCAUGUUCGUCAACAUCUCGCCAGAGGCAUCGUCAGUGGGGGAGACGAUCUGUUCUCUGCGGUUUGCCUCGAGGGUGAACGCCUGCGAGAUCGGGGUACCAAGACGGCACACACAGGCCCGAUCCUUUGAUUCCAGGCUGAGCUACGGGUGAAAGUUCCAUUCCACAAAUGGCCCUUGCCAUAACGUGUGAUGAUAACAUAAAUGAGUUAGCUUUCAUUGGCUCACUUGGCCACACAAAGCUGACGACGAUUGCGCGGCUGGUGCCUCUUCUUAGCAACAUGUACAGUAAGUAGGGAGAGAUCGGAGAGAGAUAUGCAUAUGCAAGCGCCGGGGAUGUUGGCUGUGAGCAGGAGAAUAGAGAGGCAGAGAGAUAUAAAGCCUGGAUAUGGAUGAUUCCUGCCCCGGUUGUUUGAAUCAUUUUUUUUGUUGUAGCUGAUUGGAGUAAUAAUGUUUAACUGUAUUCUUCUCGGAGAAAAGGAAGAAGCAGAACCAAACGAGUGUAUCUUCUUCAGCUGCUGCUGCUGAUAUUACAUCAUAUGCUCAUACGGUGCAGUGCACGUAA